AUGGUGCUGCUGGGGAGGGCCUCAGGAGAGCACCUGUGGGGGCCUGCGGGGGCUGGGGGGCUGCAGGCCUUGGACCUGUACCUGCAGGCCCCAGAGGGCCAAGGAGCACCGCGCGGGGGCUGCUUGGAGGAUCUGGGGCCUGCAGAUCAGCGGGGCGCCGACAGCAGAGAGCAUUCCCAGCUCUCGUCCUCUGAGGACCGCCCUGGAGGGCCACACCGGGCCGAGCCCGGGGACUCGGGCCUGAAGCCCUGGGGUGGCAGGCAUUUGGGCGCGUGCGGAGGCAGAGGCCAGAGAGGGUACGCGACUUGCUCAAGGCUACGCACACAGCCAGGCAGAAGCGGCGGCCCCUGCUCCGUGGGGGAGCCGGCGCUGCUCCAGGCCGCGAUCCCGCCGCAAGGGGCGCCCCGCCGCCGGCACCCCGCCGGAAACGACGUGCGCCCGCGGACCUCGUCCCAGGGGCCGGCGCGCAGCGAUGAGUCAGCCAGACCAGUCCGGCAAGCCGACCCGUCCUCCGCGGCCGGCACUCCGCCUGAGACCCGGUUGCCAGGCAGUAAGGCACAACAUAUACAAAUAAACGCGAUCUCUGGCUGUGGGAGUGGGGCCCGGCCCCCGCGCGCGCUUUCCGCGUCUCCCCUCCGCCCCUCAGCAGGCCCUGCUACGGGGGCAGCCGGCUUGGCGUCGGGCUGGAGGGGCGCGCUCCGCGGAGCCGGCCGCCGGGCUGGACCCUCACCCGGGCGCCGACAGGGCGUGCCCCCUCCGCCCCACCCGAGCCAAUCCGAGGCCGGCGGAGGCCGCCCCCCGGCGCGGGAGCGCACGCCCGCUUCCCAGGGCCGGGAGGGGCGGGGACCUCAGUCGGAGGACCCCCCGGGCACCUCUCCGCGCGCCUGCGCUUUUCCGCCUCGCAUUGCCUCGUCCUCAGUGGAGCUGCAGGCCUUCUUGAGAGCCCUUGCUUGCACACUUGUUCUGCUCAUGCCGGGGACCGAGCCCAUGGUAACGGCUUGUUAUUUAGGACUCCUCUGGUAGGCCCUGAAACUUGGGGACUGCGUAGGUAUCAUCCUAUUAACCCUCACAAUGGCACUGUAAUGUAUUAAUUUUUAUCAACUUUGUUAGGCUUAAUUUACAUACAACAAAAUUCACCAAAUUUAUGUGUACAAUGAGUUCUGACACAAGUACACACUCCUCUAGCCACGACGUUCCUGACAGAACAUCUCCCUCACCCUGCUGCAGAGAGUCCUGCACGCUUGGCCCCCGGCAGCCACUGACCGCUGGUUUUACUUUUCUCAGACGUUUCUGUAGGUCUAAAAUCACAUAUUACAUAUAGUCUUUGGCUUCUUUCACUUGGCAAAUGCUUUUGAAAUCCAUCCGUUAUCAUUGGUUUGUUGCUUUCUUUGCUAACCAGUUGAAUAUUUGGUUUGUUUCCAGUUUGAGGUUAUUAUGAGAAAAGCAGCUAUGAAUGUACAGGGACAAGUCUGUGUAGACACGUUUUUCUUUUCUCUUAAGGAAAUACUCAGCAGUGGAAUGGUUGGUUCAUUCAAUAGGUUUUAUCUCCAAUUUUCAAAUGAAAAGAUUGAAGCCCAGGUGGUCACCCAUAGGACUAUGUAUUUUUGAGUUAAGUGCCCUUCGUUGUUCAGUGGUCACUGUCGUAAUGUGUACAUGGGCUGAAUUUCGGUGUGUCAGGUUCAUAGCUGCAUAAGUACACAGACACUGCCCACAGGGUCGCAGGUCAUUCUUUGAAGGCAUUUCAGCAGGUUGACUUCUGGAAGCCCAAAGUGCCAGGUCUGCAGGGUUUGGGACUGCUUCCUUUCAGUAAAGGUGGUGUUUGCCAGGCCUGCACUGUAAAGUUAUUACUUUCCCUUUGUAAUUAGUAAUGUGACAGGAGAGACUUUAGAGAGUUAAGUAUCCUGUUCCUCACCAAGCCCUCACCCACUGGUUUAAUAUCCACUGUGCAUUUCCUAACACCUCCCCUCCCCCAUCUCUUCAUUGGCAUUCUCCUGCUGGGGAGGGAGCGCCUUCCUUUCUUCCUCAUUUGUGUUUAUAUCAGUAUGCCUCCUGGACUGUUUUAUUAUAUGGGAUAUAACCCAUGAAUAUUAUUGGUUUAAUGUUCAACAAGUUGAUCCCUCUGUCAACACGGUGAACCAGGUGAUUUUCUGAGCACUUCCUUACCCUGUGGUGUAAGACUUUCCACUCUAGUACCGCUGCGUCGGCCCCAGGCCCUUUUAGUGGAGAAUGCCUCAGAGACCCAGACCGGAAGGCCGGGCAUCCUUGUUCCUUGGAUGCUGACUUCUAGGCCCCCUCAGGCUGCAGAUUUUAGGCAGCAGGGUUAGAUGAAAGGCAGGCCAUGAGAGCAGACUUGUUAGCAAGGUCUCAGCAAAAUCAGGCAGCAGCCUGGUGCCAGUUCACUGGGUGAGGGAACCCAGGCCAGGCCGACCAGGAGUGCAGUUUCUCUGUUAAGAAAAGUCUUUACAAACUUCAUAAAUUUAUAAAGCUGCUGGGAGGUGUCAUGUCUUCCGGCUCUUCUCUUUUUUGGCAGUAAUUACUUCUGGGGCAGAGGAUGUGAGGCUGACUCUCAAGGAUACAGAGCGGGAGGAGGCACAGCAGGGGAAAGAGGGUCUCAAGGGCUCUAAAGAUUGUGUCUCUGUGGUGACAGGAAGCUGCACAGAUUUAUCCUGGCACACACCCUGUGCUGUGCUCAAGGCUGGUCACUGGAGUGAACUCCAGGAAUUAAGAGGUGGUGACUGAUAACAUGGCCCAGUCUCAGAAUUGGUCUCCCUGAAAAUAUUUCAGUCCUCUGGCCGUGUUUGGGUGCCCUCUGCUCUGGAGGGCUUGCUGGGAAUGGCAGUGCCUGCCUCUUGUGGGCAGCAGGUGGGAGCAAGUGUCAUGUUCUCAAUGGCUUUCAUGUGCCCUACCCUGCUGGUUUCCGCCCCAGUGCUGGGGCAGGCAGCCUUUCUCUGUCUUCCAGAUGAGGACAUGGUGAGCUAGGCUGAGAAGAGCCGACGGCAACCUCUGCCAACUCUAGUGUUCUCUGUGGUUCAGACUGGGCAGAGCUAGCAGGCUCAGUGGUGGCAGGACGGCCAAAGGGAACCUCCUGAGACUGAAAAGCCUCAGCUGUCGGGAGGAACCACGGGCUAGAGGCACUGAACCCUGCCCCACUCAGCUUCCACGAGUCUGGCCCAGGAUAAAGACCCAGGCCUCUAGAUGGAGAAAAGCUGCCAGCCCUUGUGACUUAAUCGUAGGAACCAGCUGUGAAGGAGCCACCUCCUUCUGGGUUGAGGGGUAGGAUGUGCCAGAAGGAUGGGGAUGACUGUGGGUAAAAUUGUAAUAUUUCCAGAAUAUCUCGCCUGCCUUUGGUACAUCUGCAUAUCAAUAAGCGUUCAGAGGUGGAAAAAAGUAUGACUUUAAUACUUUCGCAUCAUUCCUCAGGGGUGGAGAGAAGUUCAUCUCCAUAUUAAUGGCUAAUUACCUGGGCAAUGGAGGAUGUGAGACGUGAGGAGUGGUGCUGGUUUUGCUUCUGCCAGAGCAGGAAAGAGGGAAGGGCCCGGACUGCAGUUUGUAAGCAAUAAACGGGUUUUAAACUUUAUUUCUCCCUUUGACUGAUUUCAGUUUUUAGAGGUAUUUUGCGACAGGAUUUCCUCUCCCCGGACUUACAUCUGGUGUAGUUGGCAGGGUUUCUCUGAACCUGGAAAUCCAUUAUAAUGGGUGCGACCUUUGGGAGGGCCACCCCUAUAAAUGAUGGGGAGAGUGGUGCUCAUGCUGAGGGACAUGUGUCUACACUCGUGUGGUCGUGGAGGUCCCACCACCACUGCUGGCCGUGCCUCCCCAGCCCAUGGUUGGAGCCUAAGGCUACUGCUUCUGCCACUGUUGCUGCUCCACCUGCUGCUGGAGCCUGGUCACCACUAUGGAAAGGAGCAGAGGUCCGGGUCACCUUGACAGAGAAGCAACUGGCUGCUGUGUACCACACCUUGCUGGCUACGGAGCCCACUGCCGGAACGGCUCCGACCAAGGGAAUAAUGAAGCAGA
This is a messenger RNA of Manis javanica (Malayan pangolin), 4017 nucleotides long. The record is from RefSeq and is a predicted model, not a curated record. Lineage: Eukaryota; Metazoa; Chordata; Mammalia; Pholidota; Manidae.